GUUGUGCGAUAAGUACACAACGAAAAAUGGACCUAAUAGAGGAAGAACGUUCUUCAAAUGCCCAAGGCAUAAUGAAUAUUUUAUGUGGGUAGAUGAAUUUCGCUUAUGUGAUUGUGGCGAGGGACAGUGCAAGGUACGCGUCGCGAAGACAGCAACGAACUUAGGUCGUCGUUUCUGGUGUUGUCCUAAAUCCAAUGGGCCCCUUGAUCGAGGUUGCAAAUUUUUUCGAUGGAUUUAUGGAGACAUCAAUUUGACAAGUGCACAGUCUUCCGAUUGUGGAACAAGCAAUUCAAUGGUUGGAGCUCAGCCUUCUCCAUCAGCACCUUCCUCUGAUUUUGUGAAAGGUUAUUUGGAAAGAGCAAUCAAAGGUGAAGAGGAGAAGUCUAGAGUACUGAAAAACGAAAUGGAUGUGUCUGAGGAAAAGCGAAGGAUAUAUACCGAUAUCCUAGAGGCCAUUAAUAACAUAGACAUAAAUAAAGGUGGUAGUUAGAGGGUAAUGACCAACUAUUGGAAACUUGUAAGACAUAUGGCAUAAACAUGGGAAUAUUUGCAUUUUAAUCUA
Messenger RNA from Macadamia integrifolia, 562 nucleotides. Its product is annotated as DNA topoisomerase 3-alpha-like. The record is from RefSeq and is a predicted model, not a curated record. Bases 83 to 490 code for a protein of 135 amino acids. The transcript is spliced from 2 exons. Gene Ontology annotation, molecular function: zinc ion binding. NCBI's taxonomy places the organism in Eukaryota, Viridiplantae, Streptophyta, Magnoliopsida, Proteales, Proteaceae.